Molecule: messenger RNA, 660 nt
Organism: Neomonachus schauinslandi (Hawaiian monk seal)
Lineage: Eukaryota; Metazoa; Chordata; Mammalia; Carnivora; Phocidae
Gene: CLXN
Product: EF-hand calcium binding domain 1
Exons: 6
Coding region: 1-660 (219 amino acids)
Molecular function (GO): calcium ion binding
Source: RefSeq, a predicted model, not a curated record
AUGAACCGUAAGAAGCUGCAGAAGUUGACGGACACCUUGACUAAAAAUUGCAAGCACUUCAAUAAAUUUGAAGUGAACUGUCUUAUAAAUCUUUUUUAUAAUUUGGUGGGAGAAGUAACAGAGCGGCAAGGUAUCACCAUUGGGCUAGAUCGUAAUGCAUUUCGAAAUAUCCUGCAUAUGACAUUUGGAAUGACAGAUGACAUGAUUAUGGACAGAGUAUUCCGAGGUUUUGAUAAAGACAACGAUGGCUGUGUAAACGUAUCAGAGUGGAUUUAUGGAUUAUCAGUAUUUCUUCGAGGAACUUUGGAAGAAAAAAUGAAAUAUUGCUUUGAAGUGUUUGAUUUGAAUGGUGAUGGAUUCAUUUCAAAGGAGGAAAUGUUCCAUAUGUUGAAGAACAGCCUUCUCAAACAGCCAUCUGAAGAAGACCCUGAUGAAGGAAUUAAAGAUUUGGUUGAAAUAACACUUAAAAAAAAUGGUAAAUAUGGGAAAUUUAGGGACCAUGACCAUGAUGGGAAGCUGUCUUUCUCAGACUAUGAACAAGCUGUGAGAGAAGAGACCCUUCUACUGGAAGCUUUUGGGCCAUGUCUUCCUGAUCCAAAGAGUCAUAUGGAAUUUGAAGCCCAAGUAUUUAAAGAUCCGAAUGAAUUCAAUGAUAUAUGA